GAAUAGACGCAUGUUCAGUUAACCUCUGUCAAAACAACGGGGUAUGUGAGAAUGUGCUUGGAUUCCCCCAGUGUUUAUGUUCCCAGGGAUUCUCCGGUGAUAAAUGUCAGUAUGAUGUCGACGACUGUGCCAGAAACCCCUGUAAGAACGGUGGAACGUGUGAUGACAGAGUUAAUGGGUUCCAGUGCACGUGUUUAGCGGGCUAUACUGGAACCACGUGUGAAACGGAUAUCGAUGAAUGUACCAGCAAACCCUGUAAAAAUGGUGGGACCUGUGUGGACAAAGUUAAUGGGUUCCAGUGCACGUGUCUAGGGGGAUACACUGGAACCACGUGUGAAACGGAUAUCAACGAAUGUGCCAAUAAACCUUGUAAGAACGGUGGAACCUGUGUGGACAGAGUUAACGGGUUCCAGUGUACAUGUUCAUCAGGCUAUACUGGAAUCAAGUGUGACACGGUCAACUUUGCAUUCGAAGUGAUUGACACGAGGAACGUCACGUAUAAAGGACUGCAGUUAUUGGCUGUCAAGGUCCGCGUACCGGCAAAUGGUAAAAGUGCAUCGACCGAUUGGUGUUACGACUACCGUAAUAUGUGUCAGUCAUUUGGGCGCAGACCAACUGGAUGCCAUGAUGUGUAUUCGUCCUACAUGCCGCCCAACGAUGAGCUGAGUUGCAGCCCUGCUAGUCCUGUUUAUCAUAUAGCUAAUGAUGCUUUUAGAGUCCCCAUAUCCGGGAGCCAGUGUUUUGCUUUUCAUCGCUGCCAGUCUGGGGAUUGCUCCUCGACCUUUGCUUCUUCAGGUGACGCACUUAUGAGCAGCGGAGGCAUCAUGAGCAGUAACGAUCGCGUGGGCUACACUGUGUGCUAUUAA
Messenger RNA from Lingula anatina, 866 nucleotides. RefSeq lists its product as uncharacterized. Lineage: Eukaryota; Metazoa; Brachiopoda; Lingulata; Lingulida; Lingulidae. Gene Ontology annotation, molecular function: calcium ion binding. The record is from RefSeq and is a predicted model, not a curated record.